CUUGACCCCCCGGGGACUUUAACUGGAGGACAACAACAGGAAACGUCCGGUCCACUGCCGUCUUCCGCCCUCCACUAUCUCUCUCUCAGUGUUAACUAAAUUAAUGUUUGUGAAUAAAUGUUGAAUUUAAAUCCUUCUAAAAUCACACAGGGACCGGGAUCGAUUUUUUUUAAUGAAAAGAAGUCAUCCGCCUUCUCCACCGCGUCGGAAACAAGUUAACAGCAACAGCCUUAGUUCAAGCCCCGCCCAAAUGGAGGACCGCGGCCUAACCGCAGGCGAGGCAUUGUCCCGGCAACCGUGGCUCCCUGUCUGCAUCGGCAAGGACCAGCUCCUCGCCAAGGCCUGGUUCGGGGACCUGGCCUACCACAUCCUGCUGACGGACACGCGCGCCGUCUGGGCGGAGAGCAUGGACUCUGCCGCCAUCCAGAGGCGAGCCCAGGAGCUGAACAAACGUCUGCGGGCCCCUGUAGAGGCCUUCUACUCCCACCUGAGGGACGUUGCCCUGCCCUGCCUGUCCGGGCCAUUGGGGGAGGGCGAGGUACCGGCGGGGGGCGGGGCCCCGGAGGAGGGCGGAGCCACGGUGACCCUGACCCGUCCCGGGUCGGGGACGGGGGCCGGCGGGGGGGUCUGCGUGAGGCUGAAGAGCGAGCUGGCUGGGCUGCCCUUCCACUGGGAGUUCCGCCUGGCCUCUCCCCCCGCCGACACGGUGUGUAGUGAGCUGGUACGCCCUCUGCUGGUGAUGAGCCGGCUGCUGCAGACCCAGGUGGACCAGCUGGGGGCGCUGUUGGCCCGCAAGGACGCCCAGAUCCAGGACUACAGGGAGACAGGGGCCACUCUCAGCAGAGCCCGUCUCCAGACUGAGGUCUUUGACGAACAGGCCUACAAGGACAACAUCAUUGCACAGCUCCUCCCCCAGGUGAUGUCAGAGCAAGGGAAGGGCUUCGUCUUCGACUCAGACCUGAGGGAGCUCUACUCCGCCGUCGUCGCCCACGGAAACCCGGGCAAACGCAAGCGCCCCUCCUCCCCCUCCUCCCCAUUGGCUACCGAGGGACGGGAGGUGGAGCUUGCGCCGAGCCAAACCCCGACUCCAGGGGGCGCCGACGCCAGAGGGGAAGCCCCGCCCACCAGGUCCGUCCAGGUAGAACCAGGAGCUAAUCAGGAGUCGCCAAGAAGCAAGAUGGCCGAGCGACAGGCCGAGGGCGUCCGGACGCAGACUAGACCAAAGAAGAAGAAGGCUGUGGGUCUGUUCCGCUGAGGAAUUGAGCCGGGAUCCACAGACCAACGCUCUGUUUUUAAUUGUUUGUUUUAAACUUUUUUAUGAUGUUUUAUUUGUUCAUGAGUUCAUGAGUGUGUGGGUAAGGGACAUUAAAGGGGUUUUGAGAUUAUUGAGAUUGCUUCUGCUGAUUUCUCAUUGUCAUUAUCUGAGAAAAAAAAGACUUUGGUAUGUUUUAAAUGAAAUGUAAAGGAAUGAACCGAUAAAAUAUGUAUUUUACUUUUGAAUUAAAAAACGACAAU
This is a messenger RNA of Gadus chalcogrammus (walleye pollock), 1515 nucleotides long. RefSeq names its product nonhomologous end-joining factor 1 (gene nhej1). Bases 173 to 1255 code for a protein of 360 amino acids. NCBI's taxonomy places the organism in Eukaryota, Metazoa, Chordata, Actinopteri, Gadiformes, Gadidae. The transcript is spliced from 8 exons. The record is from RefSeq and is a predicted model, not a curated record. Gene Ontology annotation, cellular component: nucleus; DNA ligase IV complex. Gene Ontology annotation, biological process: double-strand break repair via nonhomologous end joining. Gene Ontology annotation, molecular function: DNA end binding.